AUGAUUCGGAUCAAGGCGGGAGUUAGCUUAGAUUACGAAACUAAAGACAGUUACAACUUAACGGUGACUUUUUCCGACGGCGUAGCAAGUGAUUCCGAGCUAGUUGCGAUAACUGUCACGAACAAAAACGACGCACCUACGUUGCCAAGUUCUCCGUACUCCACGAGCGUUUCCGAAGAUGUGUCCGUGGGAGCGAGUGUUUACGACGUAGAUGCAAGUGACCAGGACGGUGAUUCGUUAACAUAUACGCUGUCGGGAACUGGUGUAACGCACUUUACGAUUGAUUCCAAUACGGGGAUUGUAACAACCACUCAGGCGUUGGAUUACGAAGAUACGACCUCUUAUUUCGUGACCGGUGAGUAAAUAAGUGAUAUAUUUGAAGAGAGUUUACUGGGAAAAUUCAUAAGAGACAUAAUUGUAACUUCAUACUAUAUGAAUCUUGUAAGAAAGCUUCAAAUCCAAGUGACGGUUUCUAAUGCCAACAUACUUAACUGGAGGAAGAGGUCAACAAGACUUACAGCACAUUGGUAUGUUAAUCAAUUUUGAAGAUUUCCAACUCUGUUUAUCUUAUGUCAGAUUUUAGCAUAUUAUGACAAAUAUUGGCUUGAGUGUUUUUGAAAGGUAAGCAUACAAUGUUUUGGGGCAAUUUUGGGGUUCUAGCGAAAAUCUUUUCCUUACACUGACUUAUACCACAUUAAGUCUCCUUUUUGAUUCCAAUUCUGAAUCCUGAUUCAAUUACAAAAAUCCUUAGUUCAGACCUAAAAACCCAUCGUCUGUCGCUAAAGGAAAUGUUUAACUGGAAAAAGAAAGUGGAGCAGAGGUGAAGAAUUUUAUAAACUGGUCCCUAAUGCUGCGAUUUACAGUGUAAAUCCGCCGUAAGCAUGAGCUACAAAAAUGCCUGGCUAAAGUUUUUUACUUUUAGGCUCCUUUCACAUGGCACAAUAUUACUGUGACUCUGACCAGGAGCUCAUAAUCCGGAGUAAGCAACCCCCAUAUUAGGCCGAGGUCACGGCGUUUUCAAGGACGGGUUUAUUUUUAGAUACUCUUAAAAGCAUUUUUUCUCGCGAAAAUGGAAACCUCUACUCCUUCCACGAGUGCCUCCGAGGAAUAAGAUGUUAAAAUUGUAAAUUAAACGUCAUUAUAAGGUCAGUAAUAAACACGUGAAAUGAGUACAUGGAAGUUGCCGCCAGCUUUUGGUUAUUAGCGAGCUUACGCAACAGGAUGGGAGAGGAAAGAGGACGGCAAACCUUGUGUGACAAGCGUGACAAUUUUGUUUGAAAAAUCUUUUCUCCAAACUUUACACUCCUUUAAACAGAUCUUUUUGUAAAAGACCAGAAAACAUUGAAAUAAGUGAAGAUCGAUCACGACAAAACACGCAAGUGAUAGCUCUGUCACGUUUGUCAUACACGAGCGUUUAUCCGUCCUCUUCUUUCUUCCGUCCUGUUGCGUAAACUCACUAUUGACCCCCUGGAACCGUUCCGUGUGAACGAAGUGUGUGGUCAAAACUUUCAGUCGGACGAAAAUUCGUCCGCUUCAGCCGUGUGAACUUAGCCUUAACUUGAUCCUUUCUUCUCUAGUUCAUGUAUCUGAUGGAAAUGGCGGCCGCACCUCCACCAGCCUUACAAUCACCAUUAGUGACGCAAACGAUAGCCCAGAAUUCCUUGGGGCACCAUAUACUUCGGCCAUUGAUGAAGGUCUGACAAGUGGAUUUACUGUUCUCACUGCAUCCGCCAUCGACGAUGACAGCGGAGAUACGCUAACUUAUAGUCUCUCUGGAACCAACAACGCUGACUUUGCAAUUUCCAGCAGCUCUGGUGUUAUUACAACAGCAAAAAUAUUAGACUAUGAAACGGUUACUUCGUAUUCUCUCACAGUUUCUCUAAGCGAUGGAACCGUUACGGUAACAACAUCAUUAACAAUCAUCGUCAACAAUAAAAAUGAUCAGCCCGCUUUUACUAAGGCACCCUACUCUGCAGCGGUUGAUGAAAAUAACGCAGGCACAUCUGUUUGCACCGUGAGUGCCUCUGAUGAGGAUACCGCUGACACCUUGUCGUUUAUCCUCUUGGGCUCAGGUUCGGGGGAUUUUGUUCUAGACUCUUCUACAGGUGUGGUUACUCUCUCCCGCGCUCUUGACUACGAGUUAAGAUCUUCGUAUUUUCUGUCUGUUAUUGUUUUAGACGGCAGAGGAGGCAGCGCAAGUACAAAUCUCAACGUAACUGUAAACGACAUCAAUGAAUCUCCUAAUUUUCUUUCUACACCAUUAAGUGUUAGCAUCGCAGAGAAUCUCCAAACAGGAGUUAAUGUGAUACGUAUAAAAGCUUCUGAUGAAGACAGUGGUGAUUCUCUGACCUACUCGCUCAGCGGAACUAACAGCAGUCAUUUCGCCAUCUCUUCAUCCACUGGCCUGGUAACGACUGCCCAAUUGCUGGACAAAGAAACAGUGGGCUCAUACUCCCUGAACGUCACCGUUACUGACGGUACUUUAUCUGUUACUGAAUCCCUGUCAAUCACAGUAAGUGACGUUAAUGACGCGCCUGCAUUCAAUGACGCACCGUAUGCUACCACCGUGAUUGAAAACGAUGCGGCAGCAGCAGUUUACACGGUCAGUGCCACGGAUGACGAUGGCGAUUCAUUGACAUUUACAAUAACUGGAACCGGAAGUGUGGAUUUUUCGCUCAAUCCAACAACAGGCGUGGUCACCCUAGUGGAUGCUUUAGAUUACGAAAGCACUUCCGUUUACUAUCUCACAAUCAGAGCAUCAGAUUCAAAUGGGGGAGUAGCUACUACAAGCUUAAACGUAACAGUUGUAGAUCAGAAUGACUCGCCGCAAUUUCUAAGCACACCCUACAUUGUUAACAUCGGUGAAAAUCUUCCAGUGGGGACUACUGUGAUAAAGGUUGUCGCUAGUGACCAGGAUCCUUCUGAUUCGUUGACGUACAGUCUCUCUGGAACCAAUAAUAACCACUUUAGCAUUGGUUCAAGUACUGGCGUUAUCAGCACGGCUCAAGAACUCGACAGGGAAAAUAUCAAUUCUUAUUCACUGACUGUGUCCUUAUCGGACGGUAGUGUCACAGUUACUGAAGCAAUAAGUAUUAGUGUUGAUAACGCAAAUGACCCUCCGACGUUUUCUAACGCGCCGUUCAACGUUAGCGUUAACGAAAACAUCAACAGUGGAAAUUUGCUCACUGUUUCAGCCACAGAUGAUGACGGCGAUGCUAUUUCGUUUAGCAUAUAUGGCGUAGGAAGUGAGUUAUUCUCGGUUCAUUCAAGCAGUGGGGUGGUGUCUCUAGCAGGCGCGCUUGACUACGAAACAGUCAGCGGUUAUACGCUAACGAUAUGGGCAAGUGACGCAAAUGGAGGAGUGGCUACAACCUCAUUGUAUGUUGACGUUGUCAAUCAAAAUGAUGACCCCACCUUUCUAGGCACACCUUACAGUUCAAGUGUAAGUGAGGAUGCAGCUGUUGGCAGUACUGUGUUGGUUUUAACAGCUUCAGAUCAAGACGGUGACUCUUUGACGUUUACUUUAAUUGGCAGCAGUGAUUUUAGCAUUGGUUCAGCAACUGGAAUCAUCACCAUAAGCCAGGUAAUACUCAUCCUCUGAUACCUUAUAUUGCACGCCCAACUUUGAACGUAAUCUGGUACCCAGAUCUCACUAUGUCUUACGCUGAAAAGUGAGAUCUCCCUUUCCCUUGGCCGUGGGAGAUCUGGGUACAAGAUUACUUUGAACGCGCAUUCCAUCGCUAAAUAAAUGAGACAUGCCCUUGCAGAACAGCGUUUCUUCAGGGGAAAUCCAAGUCCAGUUCAAAACAACGAUGUAACUAGUCGGAAGAAACACCUGGCCCAAUUUGUUGAUAAGGUAGAUAGCGCCAUUUACGGGAUAAAUUACUAUCCACCGUAUACCGCAAUUGGAUACCCUAAUACUUAUCAACUGACAGGAGCAGAUGACCUCCUCCCAUUGGAUAUUGAUUUCUCCAGAGGACAGUGCUAUUCAGGCUUACAAAAACUGGGGUCUGGGAGGCAAAGCGUUUUGUCAGUUCCGCCAAAUUUGUCGCUGAAAGCUAGAAAAUAAAAAAUAGACACAAAAAUGUCCCAAUUGCUAUUUGAAAUCGACUUCCAAGAAAACGCUGAGGGUCUCGAAUCUGUCGUAUCCGAUUAAGAACCAGUCCGCUAGGUCCACUCUGUUUCUGGAUUCAGAGGGCUAAAGGUUCGUUAUUGGAUUCCUUUAAAAAAACAAAGAAUCCCUUUUCAAAAUCGAUUUUCCGGAGUCGAGUUGUCCUGAUUCUAAUCGUACCAACGAAACCCAGCCCUCGCAGAUCCGUUCUUUUCGUUUGGCCCAGUUUUCUAACUCGUUAUCGGGGACAAGCUUUUUUUAAUAGCGGUCGCGGCAUUUUAUUUCACUCAUACGUCUUUAAUCUAUUCUUGACGUGGACUUUAGCUGGUGUCCGUACUAUCGGCGAGGUGUCCGAAAGGCGAGAAAUAGAGAGCUUUAGAUUUGAGGACAAGAACAAGUAACAGUACGAGAAUUAACUUGAAGUUUUUCAAAAAUGUUGAAAUGUUGAUAUGUUCUCAAAAAUAGACACCCCGGAAAAACUUCAUUUGACUUUUUUCACCAAAAAUGCUUGUACGGUUAUACUGAAGGAGGUUAAGCACUCUCCCGAUAGCAAAAUGAUAAAACUUCUUACAUUUGAUAACUUGUUCCCACCAUGACGACGGCUACCUCGUUUUCCCACCAAAAUGACGCUGGUUCACGCAUGUGCAAUACUCGGUAUUGAGAAAAUCUCAUACUCGUUGUCGUCCUCGUACUUGAAUCUAAAACUCACUUAUGAUCAUCUGUAUGACUACUACAUAGCUUUUAUGUAAAUCUAUACAUUUUAUCUCUUCGACUAUUUUGUUCUCCUUCCCAGUCCCUGGAUUAUGAAACGACAAGCUCUUACUCACUGACUGUCAACGUCACUGAUGGAACAUCCAUAGUAUCACAACCGCUGACCAUAAGUGUCAGGGACACAAAUGAUGCUCCAGUAUUUACUAAUUCACCUUACGCUGCGAGUGUGAAUGAAAACGAGGCUGCCGGACAAGUAUAUACAGCCAGCGCCACAGAUCAAGAUUCCGGUAAGUGUUUUGGAAAAAUAGAUACCAGGGCUACCCUUCCUUACACUAGUCCAGUAAUUGGUUAAAUAAUUGCCCUAGGAUUUUAGGCUAAUGAAAACGGAAAGGGAAAACGAAAAUUAGCUUUGACUGUUGAGUUCUCCCUGUCUCCUUAGUUAUUGCUAACUAUGCUGUCUCCUAGAAAGAGAGCUAGUAUUUGUUUCAACAUCUGAUCGUGUCGUCGGAUGACUGUGUCUGUGAAAGCGGUGCAUGUUUGGUUUGGUUUUAGGACGCGCAAUGCUUAUAAAUAAUGCCUAUGAUUUGAACACCAUUUCCUUUUAAUUUUCCUCAGGUGAUUCAAUAACCUUUCUGUUAUCUGGUCCAGGAAGUGCAGACUUCUCCAUCCAUCCAGUCAGCGGUAUUGUGUCAUCAAGUCAGGCUCUUAACUAUGAAUCCAUCUCGUCUUACCUUUUAACCAUUACCGCCUCGGAUUCAAACGGUGGGAUAGCUCAAACCACACUCAAUGUGACAGUUGUCAAUCAAAAUGAUGACCCCGCCUUCGUAAGCGCGCCAUUUUCUGCAGAAGUGGACGAGAAUCUUGUCAGUGGUUCCACGGUGUUAAAGGUUACUGCGACUGAUCAAGACGCAAGUGACUCGCUGUCCUAUAGUAUUGCAGGCACAAAUUCUGGGCACUUUGCAGUGUCUUCUGUAGGGCUUAUUACAACAACACAUGUGUUAGACUACGAGUCAGUUAGCAGUUAUUCUUUGAAUAUUUCCGUUUCGGAUGGUUCUACCACUAUAACAGAAGCUUUGUCAGUCACUGUAAAAGAAACAAAUGAUUCUCCAGCUUUCAAUAGCGCCCCUUAUACAGUCACAGUACCAGAAAAUAACGUGAGUGCCACCGUCUAUACCUUGAGCGCUACCGAUACGGACAGCAGUGAUACGCUGGAAUAUUUCCUCUCAGGGGUAGGAAGCGGUGACUUUUCUAUCCUGUCCUCUACUGGGUUAGUUUCACUAAGUAACUCAUUGGACUACGAAAGGAAAUCCAGUUAUGUUUUUAGUGUUAUUGUACGCGAUGGAAAUGGUGGACAAGCGACUUCAUCCCUGACAGUUACCGUUUCAGAUGAAAACGAUAGCCCUGACUUCAUUGGCACUCCAUACAGCGCGUCUCUUGAUGAAGACGUACCCAUAGGAACAACAGUUUUGCAAGUAUCAGCAACUGACCAGGACACCUCAGAUACCCUUUCAUACAGCUUAGCUGGAAAUAAUAACUCUGACUUCAGCAUCGGUUCAAACUCUGGGAUCAUCACCACUGCUGUUACUCUUGAUUACGAGGCUAUUAGCUCUUAUUCUUUGACAGUUUCUGUCACGGAUGGAACCGUGACAGUAACGCAAGCUCUAAGUAUUAGUGUCACGGACAAAAAUGAUGCCCCAGCCUUCACAGCCGCGCCUUAUUCCCUCACAGUGCAAGAAAACACCACGAGUAACUCACUACUCACAGUAAGCGCCACUGACCAAGACACUGCGGACACUUUGAACUUUCUUCUCUUAGGAAGUGGUAGCGAGUUUUUCUCUAUCCAUUUGACAUCUGGGGUGGUUGCUUUGACAACAGUAUUGGACUACGAAGUGACGUCAUUGUACACUCUUACUGUGCGUGUAUCGGACAGUAAUGGAGGAGUUGUUACCACUUCAUUGACUGUCACAGUCUCAGACGCCAAUGACUCUCCCCAGUUCCUUGGUAUUCCCUACUCAGCAACGGUCAGCGAAAAUCUCCCAAUUGCCACUGACGUCAUCAAAAUUUCAGCUUUCGACGCCGAUGGUGGUGAUUCUUUGAGCUACAGUUUAUCCGGAACUAAUAGCGGACAUUUUCAAAUCUCUUCAUCUUCUGGUCUUGUGGAGACAACGCAAUUACUGGACUAUGAAACUGUCAAUUAUUACUCGCUCACUGUAAGCGUAAGCGACGGUUCAGUCAAUAUCUCCACCAGCUUGACCAUUUCUGUUUCAAAUACCAACGAUGCUCCUUACGUCACAAACCUUCCUGGUAACGUCAGCGUUGCCGAGAAUGACGUCACUGCAGCCGUGAUUGACGUAAAUGCAAGUGACCCUGAUGGCGACAAUAUCACUUUUUCCUUGAGCGGAACUGGAAGUGACGAUUUCCUGAUCAAUUCUGCCACAGGGUUGGUAACCUUAAACAGGGCACUCAACUACGAGAUCCAGGAGCUGUAUUCAUUAACGGUACGCGUGUCGGAUGGAGCAGGAGGCGUGGCCUUUGCGUCACUCACCGUCAUAACUGUCAAUCAAAACGACCCACCUGCCAUUCUAGGAGGUCCUUAUACAGCGAACGUUGAAGAGAGUUUAAACGCAGGUACCACAGUAUAUAAGGCCGCCGUGUUUGAUGAGGAUUCAAGCGACACACUAUCUUUCAGUAUAUCAGGGACAAACAGUAAUCAUUUUGCUAUUUCUUCAGCUGGUAUAGUCACCACAACUCAAGCACUUGAUUACGAGUCUAUUACUUCAUACACACUUAUCGUAAGUGUCUCCGAUGGUUCAGCAAGUAUGAACACGACUUUGACAAUCACUGUAGUAGACACUAAUGACUCGCCCCAGUUUACCAAUGCUCCAUACGCGGUCAAUGUUGAUGAGAAUGAUGUUGGCGCAGCUUUGGGUAAUGUGUCUGCUGUGGACGUGGACAGCGGUAAGUUGAGUUUUCAAAUCUUUUUUGUCUGUAGGAAAACAGCAUUAUCAAAAGUCAGCAGUACUUACCCCUCUCUCAAAGUUUGUACAGAAAUGUUCUUUCAAUCUAUUUAGCGAAAACUUGUGUCACGGGACUUUAGCAAAGCUACCAUCAACAGGCCCUUUGUAGUUAGUCAGUCACGUGCUACAAAACCGCCAUACGCCACUUCCACAUUUCCCAUAAUGCGCCUUGGGGGCAAAUAAGGUGCAUUAUGGGAAAUGUGGAAGUGGCGUAUGCUAGAUAGUAAGAAAUGCACUGAGACAAGACAAACAAAGGAAAUUACCAUUUAAAAUCAUGUAAAAGACUUUUGUUUGUCUUGUCCUGAUGAAUCCCUUGCUCUCCAGCUUGGCCGUUUUGCACCACGUGAACUGACUAGCUAGGGCCUAUACCGAUUAUUGCUAGUUUCAUAUUUCCCUGUUUUCAAUUUCUUUGAAAUAUAUCAUGACUUGUGAAUUUUCUCUCGUCAGGUCCGGCGGACACGCUUACUUUCUCCUUAUACGGAGCAGGAAGCAGUUUCUUUUCCCUUCACCCCAGCACUGGUGUAAUAAGUCUCACAGCCGCCUUAGACUAUGAAGAAUCGUUCCAGUACACUUUGACAAUCCGGGUCAGUGAUGGGCGUGGGGGACUGGCGACGACUAGCCUUACAGUGAGUGUUAAUAAUGUGAAUGAUCCGCCGGUUUUUCAGGGAACUCCUUUCACCACUACUGUCAGUGAAAAUGUUCCGGAUGGUACCAGCGUGCUUCAAAUAAAAGCAACAGAUGAGGACAGUAGUGAUACGCUUUCUUAUUCGCUAUCAGGCACAAACAGCUCUCAUUUCCAGGUCUCUUCAUCUACUGGGUUAAUUUUGACCGCGCAAGAGCCGGACUAUGAAGUUCUUAACUACUACUCCCUGACAGUAAGCGUUAGCGAUGGAACCACCACGGUGAGUCAACCACUGACUAUCACAGUCGCUGACGAAAAUGACUCUCCAGUAUUCUUAGACGCGCCUUACUCGGUACAAAUUAACGAAAACGACGCUUCCGCGUCCGUUUUAAGGGUGAACGCCUCUGACGCUGAUAACAACACGUUGCAUUUUACAUUGGCAGGAUCUGGAAGCACUCACUUUUCAAUUCAUCCACAAACAGGAUUGAUAUCUUUAGCUCAAGCACUGGAUUUUGAAGAUAUAAUAAUGUACGUGUUAACACUAAUAGUAACAGACGGAGAAGGUGGUGUUAACACGACCUCAGUUACAGUAGAGGUCAUCAACCAGAAUGACGUCCCUGUUUUUGCCAGUGCUCCAUACGCUGCGGCUAUUGAUGAAAACAUCGACACUGGAACCCAAGUUGUUUUAGCGUCCGCUUCGGACGAAGACAGCAAUGAUACCCUGGUGUAUUCACUCUCUGGAGCGAACAGCUCCCAUUUUACCAUCUCUGCAACUGGUGUAAUAUCAACAGACAGUGUCAUUGACUAUGAAAGUAGCAGCUCCUACUCUUUGACUAUCUUAGUUUCGGACGGAACAGUGUCUUUGAGCACACCCUUAACUAUAACUGUGAACGACAUAAAUGACGCUCCAGCGUUUACAAGUACGCCGUACGCCGUCACUUUAAAUGAAGGAACAGCGUCUUCUGUCAGCGUGUUUAAAGUCUCUGCGAGUGAUGAAGACAGUGACUCUAUUGUCUUUUCAUUUGUAGGGAUCACCAGUUCAGACUUCACCAUAAACAGCGUAAGCGGAGAAAUCAGUACCGCCACGCUCAUUGACUUCGAAACUACACCUUCUUAUGUGCUAACCGUGCAGGCAUUCGAUGGAAACGGUAGAAAAACGCUCUCGACGGUCACCGUGACUAUCACUGACAUCAACGACGAAACGCCGACAUUUAACAGCGCCUCGUACAACGGUCACGUGACAGAAAACGUCGCCAUCGGAUCUUCGGUAAUGACCGUGACUGCUUCGGAUGGUGAUGUCGCUGACACAUCGCUUGCCUAUUCAUUAUCGGGCUCUAACAGUUCACAUUUCAGUAUAACUAGCAAUGGUUUGAUUCAAACUGCAACAAACAUUGAUUAUGAAGCAGUGCAGGUCUACUCAUUGACUCUCACAGCUACAGAUAAUGCAAACAAUACCGGUACAACCACUUUAAUAAUAUCAGUAAUAAAUGCUGUGGAUAAUGAUCCAGUGUUCAGCAGCUCGUCGUUCAGCGCCAGUGUGUCGGAAGAUAGCAUUCCUGGCACGAGUGUCAUAAGGGUAACGGCAAGUGAUGACGAUCUGUCAGAUGUUAUAACCUACACAAUAUCAGGUACGGAUAACAGUAAUUAUCAAGAACUGAAUCAUUUGAUUAUGCAAUUGUAGAGCUCUGAUGGGCUUAGACAUCAUGGUAUAUGAGCCAUUAUACCAUGCAUGCUCUCCAAAUAUGGUAACUGUACGCGUCUGCUCAAAAUUAAAAAAAGAUCUUAAAAUCGGUUGUUUUUACAAAUAAAGUCGGGAAGAAUUCUAGAUAUUUCGUGGGCUUCUUUAAUAAAAAAAUUAUUACACUCGCGCUUGUUGGAUAUGAGAUGAUUAUAGCCAACUCAUAUCCAACGCGCACUCGUGGAAUAAUUGUUACUGAGAAACUUACAAAACCGUGAACACCGGAAAUAUUUAUGGAAUGUUAUUGUGCUGCGAGAAAUAAGCUAAUUAGGCGCUAGAUAACUAAACCGCAAACAGCAACGUAAUUAAUUGUGGUUUUGAGGUUUGUUCGCGUGUCCUGAACUUUGUUGUGAUUGGCCAGUACACAAUCAACAUUCCUGAAAUUCUUCAGGUGUUCACGGUUUUCUGAGUUUGACAGUAAAUAGUUUACUUUUCACUUUUUGUAAAUUUGUCUUUAUGAAGAUCGAAGAAAUCUGAGAAUUUAGUCGACAAGAACAGGCGGUCGGACAUACAGAUACUUUUAACUGAUAAAGACAAUGAUGAUGAUGAUGACGAUGAUAAUUAUGAUGCGGGAAUGCAAAUUCUGUAAUGAUGUUAAUAAUGUUAAUUAUAAUUCUGAUGACAUGAUGUGCCGUUUAAACAGCACAAUUAUAGACCACAGAAGAUGACAAAAUUGUUUUCUUACUACAUUCUACUUAACGAUAAAUGCAAACAAUUAACGAGUGUACGUACGGCGGUGUGGAAUCUUUUCUCUAAUUUUGCCAGGUCGCCCCUCAGCAGUAUUUUGAAAAAAGAAAAAAACCUUUUAAUAUUGAAGUCUAAAGAGACCUUUCACUACUGUUUAAGUUAAAAGUUAAAAAUCAAAGCUAUUGCCGAUCGACGGCUUCAUCGUUUCGUUGACUAACUUUCUAUACGAGAUUUUCUCAAUACUAAGUAUUGCACGCGCGUGAAGCAAAGUCAUUUUGGCGGGAAAACGUGGUAGACGGCGUCAUGAUCACUCUUAGUUCGAGUUUUAGUGAGAAUGUCGAAGUGGCGGAAACAAGUUAUCAAAUAUUAGUAGUUUUAUCAUUUUUUGAUCGGGAGAGGGUAUAACCUCCUUCACUAAAGGUAACAGUGCUAACCUUUCCAGUAAAAAAUAGUAAAAUGAAGCUUUCCGGGGAGUCUAUAUUUUGAGAAUACGCGAAAAAACUUUAAUUCACAUCUCGUACUCUUAGUCGUCCUCGUCCUUGAAUCUAAAGGUCUCUAUUGGACGAUUUACUUUUUAAGUCGUAUACAGAAUAUCUAUGUUUGUCUCUUACAGGAGCAGACAGCGUCAACUUCACCGUUAACGAAAACACUGGAGUGAUUUCCACCAAUGCUUUACUAGACCGUGAGUCACAAGACUCCUAUUCAUUCACUCUCACCGCUACGGAUUCUGGGGGUCGUUUUUCAUUGGUUGCCAUUAAUGUCACCGUCAGUGAUGUAAAUGAUAACAAUCCCGUAUGUGGAACGUCUGUCUAUGCUGGUUCAGUGGCAGAGAACGCGGCUGUAGGAACUUCAGUAAUAACAGUGGAGUGUCCUGACUUGGAUAUUGGCGGAAACGGAGAGGUCAGCCACUUACUAAUGAACUUACACAAAAGAACGGCCCCGGUAGAACGUCAGAGGAAAGAAGACGGCAAAACUUGUGUGACAAGCGUGAUCGUAAUCGUGUUUGAGAAACGCUUCCCCCUAACUUCUCCUUGCUUAAUUUAAACAGGUCUUUUUGUAGAAGACCAGAACCCAGUAAGGUUAACUAAAGAUCUCGACAAAACUCGCAAGUAAUAGCCCUUUCACGUUUGUCAUAUCACGCACAAACGUUUUGCCGUCCUCCUUUUCUCUUUGUUGCGUAAGCUCACUAUUUUCGUAAAGGUGCUGAUUUUUCUCAGACACAGUUAAGUAAGUACCGCGCUAAACGGCGGCCAGGAUUUUAUUCACAAACUCAAAAGUUAGAAUCACCUUCACUGUACCUUGUACAGCAUAAUAAACAGAGUCACAGGAAAUGACUGCUCAGAAGCUUUCAACUGAAUGAUCACUCAUUGAUCACUCAUAAGGAUUGUAUCCACAGAAUCAAAAAGUUUGAACCACCUUUUACACAGUGCCACACGUAAGUAGCUUCCGGCAGCUUUUAUUGGAUUUUCAAGCUGUAGUGGCCUGUUAUAUCGUAAUGAGUUUAUAGACAGUGGUGUUUGUUUUUUUUUUCUUUAGGUAACAUACAGUAUAGUAUCCGGGGAUGCUGGAGCCUUUGUAGUGAAUUCUUCAACUGGCAAGAUUUCCACAAGCGCGUCUCUUGAUUUCGAAUCACUACAAGAAUAUAAAAUAACCGUUGAAGCUUCAGAUGCUGGCUCCCCUCCAAAAACAGCCACCACUACAAUUCUGAUAACCGUUACCGGCAUAAACGAACACACACCGCAGUUUACAUCCAGCGGUAUUUACAUUGUAAAUGUCUCGGAGAGCCUGGCACUAGGUCAUGACGUCAUUGCUGUGUCGGCCAAUGACGCCGAUAUGGGCUCACAAGGAGAGGUUACCUACUCCAUAACCGCGGGAGACGCAUACGGGAACUUUAUCAUUGACAGAAAUAGUGGGCUGGUAGAACUGGUUUACAUUUUGGACUACGAAACCAGUUCCCAGAUCACUCUUACAAUUACAGCUACAGACGGCGACUCGGGAAGUCCACUUAGUGCCCAGGCUACCGUGACUGUGAAUUUGUUGGACUUCAAUGAUAAUAACCCAGCAUGCCUUCCUGGAUUGCUGACGCCCGCAAUACUUGAGACAGCUGCUGUCAGCGAUGUUGUGGCUACGCUGAACUGCAGUGAUCAAGACUCAGGGAUAAACAGCCAAUUGAGUUACACGAUAUCAACAGGAAACUCAGACGGUAAUCAAUCAUGAUAAAUAAGCGUGGUAUAGUAAUAAUAUAGUGUAGUAUCGUAUAUUUUAUACAAUGACCUGAAUUCUACACGCGCUGUGAUUGCUCGUUGCCCAUGAGAGUACAUAUACAUGGUGACAUCACGGGAAUCUCGUUUUUGUUUUUUUUGCGGUUUUGCAAAUGUUUGUGAGAUUAUUUCGGAUUAAACAAGUGAAAGCCUCGAAAAAACGUUUAGUUGGAGCUGUUUAAAAAAAAGAAAAAUGGAGAAACGGAGACAAAAAGAAUUCUUGACAACUUUAGAACGCCGAAACCCCAAGAAAUCUUCAUAACAGUUGCCAUCGUGUGUCAUUGCUACGAGAGACUCGCUGUUUUGCAAAAUGUUCUCGCCAUUAUUCUGCUUUGAGCAAUAAAAGACGUUGAAAAACUUUCGAGGAAACCGUAUACAAGAAAUAUAUUGAAAAAAAAGAAAAAACAGAGACGAAAAGUAGCGUUUGGGACUUAAACAAUGCUUAAACUAACGCCAAUCCUCGAACAGUCAAAGGGUGCAAGGCAGGUAUGUGUAUCAGUCUUUUUUCUUUUCUGAUCAUUGUAUAAAACAAAUAGCUAGAUUGCAUGUUGUCGUUGGUGUGUUCAGUAAUAGAGCAAAGAAGACGUCAAAAUGUGGUAAAAACAUCAGUGACGGACUCGCUUGCGGCUCGUAUACCACUUCUUUAUUUUUACCACAUUUAGUCGUCAUCUGUGAUCUAUUACUGAACAGACCCAAGGCCGGCAACAUGGAAUCUAUUUCAGUUAAUUAGAAAAAGUGCUGUUAGUGGAGCCAGGGUAGGAUUUGACUCGCGUGUAACGGCACGCGAAAAUGUUUAAAGAUUUGAAGGUAGAUCUUGGUUGUAAGGUUCUGACUUGCUGCAUGAUAGAACGCCCAAGAUGAAUUCUCUUCACAUAUCAGCAUCCUCUCUCCACUUCAGCUGGGGGAAGUGUCAUAGGAAAAGGUCACAAGUUGGAAACCCUUUGAGAACUGUGAAGAUCAUUCUUCAAGUAUAGAAAAUUUAUCCCUAUGCUUUGAUCUUUCUUUCAGGAAAAUUCAGCGUGUCCAGUAACGGAACAGUGGUUAUUGCAGACACUCUAGAUUACGAUGCAGUUAGGUCAUACUCGCUUACCAUCACAGUGACAGAUGGAGGUGUGUCAAGUCUUUCCACUGAGGUUUCUGUUCACGUGUCUGUGUCUCCAGUCAAUGAACACUCGCCCGUUUUCACAAACAGCGGAGCUUACGUGGUAUCCGUUCCCGAGGAUACAAGCCUCGGUACGGAAAUCACACGAGUCACAGCGAACGAUGCAGACGAUUCCGGGCACGCCCAUGGAAGGGUCGUCUAUUCGAUCGUUUCGGGAAAUACAGGCUUCUUUUUCUAUAUAUCCGCCGACAACGGAGCAAUACAACUUGCGAGGAACCUGGACAGAGAAGCUACUUCCUCUUACACGCUUGAAAUCGAGGCUACAGAUGGAGAAAACUCUGUCAAUGCUACUGUGUCAAUCACAGUAACGGAUGCCAAUGACAACAAGCCAAUCUGUAAUCCUUCGUCUUACAGUACUGCCGUCAGGGAAGAUGCUGGCCUGGGAACUAAUGCACUCAGUGUAACAUGUUCUGAUGACGAUGAAGGGGAUAAUGGCCUUUUAGUUUACAGGUAAUUAGUCUUUCCGUUUCUGGGAAGGGGGGGAUGGGGGCUGGUGGGGCAAAGAGACCGGCUGACCUCAGACUAACAGGUAAUGAAUACGAGAUGGUAUCCAAGUAUUGAAAAGGAGAUCAGUAAGGAGGCAUUUGAACUCGUUCGUCUUAGAUUAUCUCCUGUUUGCUCGGAUUUGAAUAUGUGAUCUUUUUAAGCCUUUUUCUUGUCCAAACGAAGCUUUAAUUAUCUCAAAUGCAGUCGCGAACAGCAGUUUUUGUUAGAGAGAUUUAGUAUCACGUUUACGGCAAACGAAAGAAGUCAAUUGUACCGUGUGACCAAGUUUUCUCUUUACCUAUAGAGUGUUUUCACUCACGUGGCCAGCAUAUAUGCAAAUUUAUUGGAACAAAAGAAAGCGUUUGCAUAAGAAAAUAGUUCAACUCCCAGAGGACUGGUUUGGGACACCAAAAUGGCCGCCGUUUCAUUGUUUUGGGACACCAAUAUGGCUGCCUUGACGUCAUGUGAAAACACUCCAUAUUGUUCAUUAUCUCUGCAAAAAUUUGUAGCCACGGUUUUAGUCGAGUUUUGUGCAUAAGAGAUACCCUGCAUAGUUUCUGUUCAUUUUCUGUUAGUAGAAAGCGUCACAUGAAUUUGCCGUUUACCAUUAACAUAAGUCUAAAUCCCUCAUCUUUCUGUAUUGGUGACCUGUCCUUACCUCAUUGUGUUUCUUUACGACAGUAUCACAUCUGGGAACUCCAAUACUAGCUUCAGCAUUGAUUCCAACGGAACAUUGUCCACAGCCACGUGGCUGGAUUACGAGACCACGCCCAGUUUUGCACUCACAGUACAAGCACGUGAUUCAAGCAGUCCGUCCUCGUCUCAAAAAUCCGUAGUCAUGGAAAUAAGCAUUGACAUCACCCCAGUAAAUGAGCAUGCGCCGGUAUUUAGCUCUGCGGAGUAUUCCGCUAACAUCGCUGAAGAUGUAUCCGUGGGAACUUCAAUUCUAAGAGUGUCAGCUGUCGAUCAAGAUGAUGGACCGCAAGGUACUCUGAAUGAGCAAAAAGCUUUUCACGGAAGUAAUUCUAAAUGGCCAGCCUUAAGUUCCAGUUAUUUUGGCUUGCUUUUUUAUAUAAAGUAAUUUCUGGAAACUAGAUACUCAUUAAAUACCAUCAAAAUAUAUCCCAGGGAAGAAACAAAGCCUAUCACUAAGUAAUAGUGUAUUGUCAAGGCUCUCGGUUUGUGGACUUUAUUACUUUAUACCGCAUCAGCGAAGAAGAGCACCAUUUAACGCACACGUAUUGCCGUGUGAUUCAAAGAGCGCCUUUGACAAUGAUAUGGCUACUGCAUUUAUAUGGUGACCGUGAUCCGAAAAGAAAUCGCCGUUUAUUUUAGUGUCAAUGUAUUAAACACAAAAAUACUUGUUGAGGACACUUUUCCUACAUCUUCAACUGGAGACGGGACUACUAUUUUAUCCAAACUACGUGAAGGUCUAGUCGUUUGAAGGGCACUUCAUUUCUCAUUCUCAGUUAUAAACUCGGCCGAUCAUACCCGCGAUCUCCCGUUCUGCGAUUACGUGCUCUACUGACUGAGCUGGUCCUGCAACGGUUUAUGUGCUUAAGUAUGCUUCAAAUUAUGAUUAGAGGUAAAAGUUUGUCAGUACCCUCUGACAAGCUUGAUAGUCCAUCUUUUGCCAGGGCUUCUACAAGCUCAACACUUUUUAUCUUUCUUUAUUUAUAAAUAAAUUUGAUUUAAACGCAGGUGAGGUUAGUUACACUUUGACGCCUUCAUCAGCUCCUUUCUAUAUCGACACAAGCAGUGGAGUGAUCCGCGUUAAAACAAGUUUGGACAGAGAAUCUGUUGAUAACUACACUUUGACUGUUACUGUCAGUGACCGGGAUCCUAAUAUCGCUGAUGUGAAAUCUUCAUCUGUGAAUGUGACCAUCUCUUUGAAUGAUAUUAAUGAUAACGAUCCUGUGUUUUAUCCGGAUCACUACAAGGUAACAAUUUAAGCAGGAUAUCAAAUAGACGUAAAGUGAACAGUGCAUCUAUGCUCAAGUUAACUUUUAUAACCAGAACUGAAUGAGUACUAAGUAAUGUGCAAAUACUGGUAAAUAUAGGCGCAGCAUGGGUGCUGCAUUGCUACUCUCUUACUCAUAUUAGGAGGCAAUUUAUUAUAAAAGCGCAGCCCUUCUGACUCUUUUUUAUGAGAAAAUACAGGUUAAUAUAGGCGCAGCAUGGGAGCUGCGUGGCUACUCUCUACUGAUAUUAGGAGGCAAUUUAUUUUAAAACCACAGCCCCUCUGACUCUUCUGUAUGAGAAAAUACAGGUUAAUAUAGUCGCAGCAUGGGUGCUGCAUUGCUACUCUCUUACUGAUAUUAGUAGGCAAUUUAUCAUAAAACUCCAGCCCUUUUGACUCUUCUCCUAAUGUGUGAAAAAAAAAAAAAUGUUUUUCCACGAUUGCAUUGCAGCUUGAAUUCUAUGAGAAUACAACAGCUGGUUCCAGUGUUACUCAACUUCAAUGCACUGACCAGGACCUGGGUACGAAUUCAGCUCUUGUGUACAGUAUCACCGAUGGCGACCCUGAUAGCUUUUUCGCUAUAUCAUCUAGCACUGGUCAAAUCACCACUGCCAAGCAGCUAGAUUAUGAAGACACCCAAUCAUAUUCUUUAACAGUAGAAGCACGUGACAGCAGCUCGCCAAUGAGCUCACAGCUCUCUUCUCUCUCCCACGUUGACGUCAUCGUGGCACCACUUAAUGAGCAUGCGCCAGUAUUUAGUAAAUCUUUCUACAACGUGACCAUAUCAGAAAAUACCCCUGUCGGGACGACGGUGCUGACAAUCAUCGCAACUGACAGCGACUCUGGAUCACAAGGCGAGGUCACGUUUUCCUUAUCGAGCAACUCAGCGUUCUACAUCGACGCGCUCAGCGGUUCUAUCACAGUGAAGCAGGCGUUAGAUUAUGAGUCUGUUACAUCAUAUCUACUUACCGUGACAGCCAUCGACGGAGAUCCAGCCUCUCCAAAAUCUGCAACUGUUAACGUGACUGUGACACUGCGUGACGAGAAUGAUAACGCGCCGACAUUCACUCCGACUGUGUAUAGCGUGACAAUCGCAGAGGAUACGGCGGUGUCUACUAACAUACUGAAUUUAACAUGUGCAGAUGCCGAUUCUGGAACCAGUGGUCAAUUACUCAUGGCAAUAACAUCUGGUAAGAAACGUAUUGAUUCAUUUUAGAAGAUCCUUACCUUACCUUAGACUCUAAACCCUUUAUUUGUGACGUACCAGACCUCAAUAAGGAUUACUACUCAUUUUAUCUGGUUUAUCGAGUUUCUGUCACUGUCACGCAAUGUCCCCGUAAGUCAUGGGGUGAAAACCAUGAAAACCAGUAACAGGUAACACAACACUAUUUACUGUCAAAACGUCAGUCACUGUCAACAAUAACCGUUAUUCAGGACUAAACUCACCCGCACGAUCAUGCUCUACCUAAUUAUGAUAGGUUUUUUUCUUAACUGCAAUCAGCGCAAUCAUCAUUUACCGAUCAUUUACAUUACCAGCACCAUGAUCAUUAUCAGCAUUUAUACCAUCCAGCGUUUUCGUUACCAUUGUGGAACUGCACACAUUUUAGACAUCUGCCUCCUCCUUAGGCACUUCGUUUUUCGCAUAGAGGCGAGCGCGAAACGCGAGUGACACGCGAGUGACUGGUGACGAAGCGCAAGGGACGUGGGAAGGAGAAAUUCCUUUGCGCGAAUUUUCGUCGAGAGAGAGACAUCAGGGUACGAGGCAGCAGUUCUAGGCUGCAUCCUACUUAUGAAUGGUUCGACACUUAAAUAUUUUCAGGAGUAAUAGUCGUUUGUGUUCUGUCCCCUUUCAGUCCAUAUCACUAUCACUGCAUGCUAUCCUCAUUAUCACCAUCAUCGUCUACAGCAGCAGCCGCACUACCACGUUCAUUGUUAGCAACAUCGUUGUCGCCAUUACCAUCAUUAAAAGCCAGGGGCACCCAGUGACCGAAUGUUUCCAUGUACGUGAAAUUGUUAGGUGCCAUUGAAUAGCUAUAUCACUGAGAUAAGCACUGUCAUGCGCUAGCCAUCAUCUCUAGUCGGGAAUACAAACUGACUAUUCGAUUUGUCCUUUUCUGGAAGAUACCCUCUCAUCUCCUAAGUUAACCGACUCAAUGCGGGAAACGUGCGAGGGUCAAUUAACAUAUUCCGAAUGUUUCAAGGUUCUGUCUACCUUUAGUAACGAUAAAACUCCUGGAAACGAUGGGCUCAAUAUAGAAUUUUACAAGUUCUUCUGGUCAGAAAUCGGAACAUUUCUAGUGGACUCAUUAAAUUAUGCGUAUUUUCAUGGUGAAUUAUCACAUUCGCAAAAGCAAGCCGUAAUAACUUUAAUUGAGAAAAAGGACAAAGAUAGGAGAUGGAUAAAAAACUGGAGACCGAUUGCUCUGGUAAAUGUUGAUGUUAAAAUUGGCUCAAAAGCUAUCGCUAAAAGGCUAGAAAAUGUCCUACCACAUAUUAUCCAUUAUGACCAGAAUGCCUUUGUAAAAGGACGAACAAUUUUUGAUGCAACUCUUACGAUAACCGAUGUGUUGGAAUUUACUAAAAUGCGAGACUACCAAGGUAUAAUGACUGCAACUGAUUUUGAGAAAGCCUUCGAUUCUCUAAAUUGGAACUUCCUCCACAAAUCGCUAGAGUUCUUUGGCUUUGGAGAAUCCUUCUUGGGGUGGAUCAAGACGUUUUAUAAUAAUAUAUCAAGUUGUGUUUUCAAUAAUGGUUUUUCCACCCCCUCUUUCAAUGUUAAACGGGGUAUUCGCCAGGGCGACCCACUCUUGCCAUCUCUUUUCAUAAUAGUACUUGAAUUAUUGGCAUUAUCCAUACGUAAUAACGAUCAAAUUAAGGGUAUUGAGGUGGAUGGUUCCGAAAUCAAAUUAGUUAUAUUCGCUGAUGAUAUGACAUCAUUUGUUAGGGACAAAUUUUCGCAUCGCACCCUUUUUGAUACUAUCGAUCUGUUUAGUACAUACUCCGGAUUGAAGGUCAAUCACGACAAAACGGAAAUUCUUCUACUAGGAAAUAUGGAAGUAAACAGCUCAGAACUAGGUGUUAAUGAAAUAAGUAAGGCCAUAAAGAUCCUAGGGGUUCAUUUCACCUUUAAUCACGCACUGUUUUAUAAGCUUAACUUUGAAUCAAUCGAGAAAUCUCUGAGGGGAUUGCUGAAGGGCUGGAGCUGGAGAGGUCUUACACUACUUGGAAAAAUUCAAGUGAUCAAGUCUUUCGCCAUACCAAAGAUUUUAUACAGGGUUGUUCUCAUUUCAAAUAAAGAAGAGUUUAUCGAAAAAUAAAUACUUUGCUAUAUUCCUUUGUUUGGAAGGGAAAAGAUAAAGUAAAGCGCAGAGCUUUUAUUAACCCUAUUGAUAAAGGAGGCUUGAAAAUGCCUAACAUUGAGUCAAUGAUCUCUGCCCAAAGAAUAAUUUGUAUUAAGAGAUAUCUCUCCAUUGAUCCCGCUGGCUGGAAGUUUUUUCUGGAUUUUUAUCUUAAGCAAGUAGGGGGAAAAUUCUUGUUUCAUUGCAAUUUUAACUACACUAAACUACCGGUAACUCUUCCAGAAUUUUACAAAGAAUGCAUUGUGGCGUGGACCCUUUUAAAUGAAGACAACCCCUCCUCAUCCUCUGAAAUAGCAAAUCAGGUCAUAUGGAACAACCAGUUCAUUUGCAUUGAAUCAAAGUCAGUCUAUAACAGUAGGCUGAUUGAUCUUGGAAUUGUAAAAAUUGGAGACCUCUACGACAAGUGGGGAGAUUUCAAGUCGAACAAGGAACCAUUAUAUUCAACUCUCUCACCAGUUGAACAUUUUCUACUUUUCAGUCUCUUCAAUGCUUUUCCUGAAGAAUGGCGCAAAAUAUUAAAAACAAAUAAAAACUCUAUCUCUUCAAAAACUCAUGAUCUAAUCCAAACUGAUUUCAAGUUACGUAUUGAAGGGAAAAAAGUCAAUUUCCAAAAUCUUAAAUCAAAGUCAUUAUAUGACAGUUUUGUUUCUAAGAUAUCCAGUAUACCAACAGCGCAAAAGAAAUAUAACGAAGCUUUCAGCACACACACAUUUCAGUUGGACUGGGAAAAGAUAUAUCUACUGCCCUUCAAAACAACAUUGGAUACUAAAUUAAGAGAAUUCCAAUAUAAAAUAUUAAACAGGAUCUUAUACACGAACAAGAUGUUGUUUAAGUUCAAAAAAGUAGAUUCUCCCUUGUGCGAUUUUUGUGAAAAGGAGUUGGAGACCAUAGAACAUCUCUUUUUCCAUUGUACAAAAGUAAGCAUGUUUUGGAAUGAUUUAAAGUCUGUACUUGAUUAUUUUAAUAUAACUAUUAGGUUUGAUAUCAUGAAUGUCCUUUUUGGGAUCUUAGAUACAGAUAAUAUAAGCAUUCUAGUCAAUUACAUCAUUCUUGAAAGCAAAUAUUUUAUUUACCGCUGUAAGUUAAAUAAGGGCUGUUUAUGUGUAAGACUGUUAGUCGAUAAAUUUAAAAAAACGUUUCAAACCGAACGUUUUAUCGCGAAAAGAAACAACAAAAUCCAUUUCCAUGAUAAAAAAUGGAAGCCGUUACUCCCAUUAAUACAACAGUAGCUGUUAUCCAAACUUCGUUUUUCUAAUACUCCCUGUAUUACUCUGUAUUUUAAGUUCAAGUCGAAUAAGUUAUGUAAGCCUUGUAGUGUAGUGCAGUGUAGCUUUUUAUUUAUUUAUUCUAUUUUCUUUUUUUUUGUAAUUAAGGUAGUUGUUGUAAAUUUUGUAAUGUUUGUAUGUUUCGAUCUGUAUGUUGUUUGUACUAUACCUGUAAAAAGAAAAUAAAUAAAUAAAAUACAAAAAAAAACCAAAAAAAAAAAAAAAAAUCUCUAUCAUCAUCGUAUCUCACCAUCAUCAACAUUAUCAGGAGCCGGGUAAUCGACUCCUGUCAUUAUCAUUUUCAACAGCUCUAGCACAAACCUCACUAUCGUUACUCUAUUACCAUCAUUAUUGAGAAUCAUAAAAUUAUCGCAUUUUUGUACGCAAGGUAACACUGGCACAGGAUUCUCCAUCACAGACGAAGGUUUUCUAAACGUUGCAUCAACACUUGAUGCAGAAACGACGUCGUUUUAUUCCCUGGAGAUCACGGCGACAGACAGACACUCUACCCAGCCGCUCUCUGGCUUGGCUAAAGUUUCCAUUACCAUAACAGGUAUGGAUAUGUUACUUGAGCUUCAAGUGUGAAGUGCAAUAUAGAACAGGUUCUAGCAGCAAUGGAAUAACUUCACUGAGAAGCAGAUUCCUUUUGUCUCAGGUUGUAGAGCUGUAUUUCAAGUUUAGUACAUUUCUUAAGUUAAUGCGUAAGUUUUUUUUGAAGGUUCCUGUAAACAGAGCAAUUUUCUUGUUCCCGUCUACGGAGAGUUUUUGAACGUAAUAUUAUGCCACCCAACUAGAAUUAAUUAUUAUGACUAGAGUGAGCAGCAUUGGAUGACGCGACUAUUCUUUUUGUUCCCUUUCUUAGAUGUAAAUGAGCACACUCCACAGUUCACAAAUGGCGGGUCUUACACGGCUCUAGCGAGCGAGAACGCUACAGUCGGAACAUUAGUGUCUAGUGUGAACGCGACUGACCUCGACAGUGGCUCAGUUUACGGCUUGGUUACCUACUCAAUCACAUCCGGAAACUCUGGUGACAUGUUUACCAUUAGACCCACUGAUGGCAAGGUUUUUGUGAAGCGUACGCUGGACAGAGAAUCAGCAGACUCUUACAGUCUUGUUAUUAAAGCUUCUGAUCAAGACCCAGAUUCUCCUUUGUCGUCUACCGCCUCGCUUGUUAUAACAAUCACCGAUGUCAAUGACAACACUCCAAGUUGCAACCCUUGUAUUUAUAGUGCGUCAAUCAAUGAGUCGAUUGCCAUAGGAACCACGAUUGCGCAGUUGAAUUGUUCAGAUACCGACCUGUCACCCAAUACAAUUACCUCAUAUGCUAUCACUACAGGUUAGAUAAAGUCACUUACAUUCCAAAUAUAAAUUUGCCUGCAACAGCGCUUUGAAGAACGUAAAAUUUAUAAAAAAGGUAGUAUGUCACCAAUUACUCUAAAUGAUUGAUUUUAUGUAAUCACUCCUUUAAUUCACUUUUACUAGGAAAUCUGUAAAUUAAAUAUGCAAAACUGCUUUCAUGAGCUGCCGUCUAGUUUCUCAGGAUUACUGAGUGUUUUGAAGGGAAUCUAACUUUUAAAUGUAUUGAUUCCAAAAGUGUAAAAAGAAAAAAAAGAUAGGACAGUAUUUUCGUAAGAAACCCGUUUGCUUAUCUACGACGGCCAUAAAUGCAGAAAAGGACCAAUUUCUCGAGAUGAAAAUAAUCACAUCAGGUCCGCUGUAACAACUCCUUUUUUGCUUUAGGUAACACAACACUAUUUACUGUAGACGGAAGUGGCCUGGUAACCACCCAAUCCACUUUUGAUUUUGAGUCUGUGAAGUCAUAUCUACUUGUGAUAACAGUCGCAGACGGAGGCUCGCCCCAGUUUACUACUUAUGCGACAGUUACUGUGCAGAUCACUGGCACAAACGAGUACGCUCCUGUGUUUAGUAAUUCUACUCACACAGUCAGCCAUUCAGAGGUGAGAUAUCCGUUGUUUUUGCCAGCUUUAUUGGACACGAACCUACCCAGAGGGGAUGGGUGAAAAGGGGACUCAUACGACCCAUUCGAGGUACCCCCCAUCCCUACCCAAUUCCACAAACCAUGAAAGAUAGAAACUUGGGAGUGUUCAAUGCCAGAGAUAGUUACGUCCCUAAUAGUGGUUCUCUAAUGACAAGGGUAGCGUGGAACCUGUUGAAGGAGGAGCCUUUGUUUUGACAUCCACACCCCAAGACGUAAGUGGAAUAAACGAGGCGAAGCCAUAGUUUCUAAAACAGCGAAUGGCUUGGCCUUUCAAACGGACCAUAGCUUUAUUUUAGUCAUUAACAUUCGCAAAAUUAUGCCGUGAAAUGACCACACGUGUACGCGACUAAAAUGAAAGAUUAAAGGACAGAUACAAGCUCGCCAGGCUUUAACUUCCCCGAACGCGCAAGGCACUGCACAUGGAUUGUAAGCUAAAAAGCCAUUAUUUUUGACGUCACCUACUUUGUGACCAUCCUAUUAGUUAAUUUAACUUCUGGUCAAACAAACAAUCUUGACGAUUACAGGAAACUUUUUAAAGUCAUAAGUUUAUGACUCUAUCCUUUUUGCAUAGGCAUUUUUUUACACUGCUAAUCUGUGUUUUUAACAGGACAUUUCUGUUGGCACUGCGAUUGCAACAGUGGUAGCAACAGACGACGAUCACGGAUCCGACGGCACUAUUAUAUACACAAUAAUUGAUGGCAACUCGGAAGAACGAUUCCAAAUCGACCCAAAGUCGGGUGUUAUUGUACUAAGAAAGCUGCUUGAUCGCGAAACAACAGCCAUGUAUUCUCUGACAGUUCAAGCCACAGAUCAGGGCUCCCCCAGUAUGUCGAGUACAGCGACGGUAAAUCUUACCAUACUUGACGUCAAUGAUAACGCACCGCUUUGUAGCCAAGCUUCUUACGUCAUCGAAGUGGCUGAGAACUUUACAGUUAAUGGUACAAUUGUGAGUCUACUAUGUAGUGACGCCGAUCAGGGACAGAAUGAGGUCAUAGCGUACAGCAUAAGCUCAGGAAACACGAACUCCAGCUUUGCAGUAGAUUCUUCUACAGGGGAAGUAACUUUGGCAAGUACUCUCAAUAGAGAGGCACAGGCUUACUAUGAUUUAAUCAUUACCAUUUCUGAUAACGGUUCUCCGCAGCUCUCUUCUGAAGUAACAAUCUAUAUCAUUGUCACGGCCAUCAACGAAUACACACCGACAUUUACUCAAAAUGGCUUCUACAAUGCCUCUGUUACUGAGGACACCCCUGUUGGGACCACAUUGUUAACGGUGCAAGCUCAAGAUGGUGACAGCGGAGUUCAAGGUCUUGUAACCUACUCCAUAUCGAGCGGUAAUGUGGAUAACGCAUUCCUUCUCGACAGUAAUGCUGGAACUUUGACCCUUAGAAGGUCUUUAGAUCAUGAGGCUCUUUCUCAGUAUAGCCUAUCCGUGCUCGCAAGUGACAACGCCCCCGCGCCCCUGACAAAAUGGAGCCUUGCGACUGUGAACGUUACCGUUUUGGACCUUAACGAUAAUGCACCUUCAUGCUCACCUGUAGCUGAUGUGAUUACUUUGUUGGAGUCUUCAGUUGUAGGAACGUUGGUGUUUUCCGCCAACUGCACGGAUCCAGAUUCUAAUUCGAUUCUCACUUACACUAUAACGCAAGGAAAUGCUCAACGUAAAUUCAACAUUUCAUCUUCCUUGGGCGAGGUGAGACUCAACAUGACCCUUAACAUAGAGGAAGAGUCAUUAUACAACCUACUGCUGACUGCAUCUGACUCUGGCUCACCUGUCAAAAGUUCCAACAUUUCAGUGACCGUUAGUGUACUUCCAGUCAAUGAGCAUGCGCCGACGUUUGUGGCCUCUGACCAACUGUAUCAGAUUGACGUCAUGGAGAACAUUACUUUGGGUCAGUUGAAUCAGGUUUUCUUAAAAAGUUAAAUCUCUUAAUCGGGUUGUUGAAUUAUUAUUCACCCUUUUUUUUCUGGAUCAUUUUUUACUCCGUUUUUCUCGAUUUUUCUUCAUUUGUUAUGUUUCAAGGUACCGUUGUAUUUCAAGCACAAGUUACCGACAAUGACACAGGAAUUCACGGAGACCUGCGAUACAUCCUUGUCAGCGGCAACACUGAGAGCAAGUUUUAUUUGGACGAGGCACUUGGAAGACUGGUACUAGUCUCAAGUCUUGACAGGGAAACCACUGACCAGUAUAACGUUAGUCUCAGGGUGGAGGACAGCGCAGCUGGUUCCCCGGAUGUAAGAUAUUCCAACGUGACCGUGUACAUUUCAGUUGUAGACGUAAAUGACAACCAGCCUGAGUGCUCAUCAAAUUUAAAUUCGGUUGAAAUAUCAGAAGGUGAGGAAUAUUGUCACUGAAAAUUUAAACUCUGGUUCUGCUAGUUUAAAACGUGGAUAAUGUUAUCCACUUGAUGGAUCUCUCUCCUGUGGAUAGCACAAUUGGUUUCUCAAAUACGUAUCCGUUGGAUAGUGAUUUAUAAUAAUAAUAAUAAUAAUAAUAAUAAUAAUAAUAAUAAUAAUAAUAAUAUUUUUAUUAUUCAUUAGCCGCAAAAUAGCAUUCAAAUGUAUGAUCUAAUGCGCACAUUCGGUGGAUUGCCCUUUCCCACAUUUGAAAAACCGUGGCCUGGAAUCAGACCGCCACCCGAAAAGCUCCCGGGUCUGGUUGAGUAGCACUUCGCGGGUUUAAACUCGGACAAACCACCAGCCGGGGUCUUUGAAAACUGCUCACGAUCUUUCUUGCUGUUUCAUUUGAGAAGAUCGUGCCAUUGGAAGGUCGUAUUAAACUUGUGCCUUGAUGUGAGCACUAUCGAACUGUAUGGAAACAACGCAUAUCUUUUCUGGGAACAUCGAUAUAUCCUACAGUCUUACAUUUUGAUUGUAUUGACCUCUUAAUAUGAGUAUUUGAUUGUAUUGAGCUCUUAAAAUGUCAUUCUAUUUUACAGAUCUUGUAGUGGGUACGAAUUUCACUUCAAUCACGUGCAUAGACAAUGACCUGGGACCCAACGGAAAUUUAUCGUUCACUAUUGUCAGCGGAAACACUGGGAACAAGUUCAGAAUGGAAAACAAUAGAGUAAUUGUAAACGGAGAACUGGACCACGAAAGCGGAAGUGAAUAUGGCUUGGAAAUCCACGUGACUGAUCAAGGAGUUCCCAGUCAAGUGACCGUUGUCAUGGUGACGGUUUAUGUAAAAGCUGUAAACGAAUUCACUCCCGUGUUCCAAUAUACCAAUUAUACGGUCAACAUCUCUGAAGCUACAGCUAUUGGUUAGUUGAUAAAUAUUUUUUUGUAACUUGUUCUAUAGAACUCAAUAAGGUUGUUGCAUUGGUAGUGGCUCCAUUAAAAGUGGAUGAAGCUCUCUUAUAGCCUGCACCCUGUGUCAUAAGAAUUCAAACAGUGAGAAAUGCCACCAACUUGAGUAAAACGUCAAAAUAAUCGCUCAAAAAGUUAGAAGAAAGUGUAAAUGACACAGCAAAUACAAAAGAAAACAAGGAUGGAUAAACUUGAAGAAAAUUGAAACGGAUUGCAGUUGGGAGUUUCUGAAAACUUGCUCAACUAGCAGUUUUUCAAAGUUCAUUUUUGUUUUUUGUAAAUAACGAUUGAUAUGAUUUUUUGCAAACAUAUCUUGUUUAACAAGAAGCGGGGGUUUUGUGAUUCACAGUUAUUUUCUCAAGUUUCUUAGGGAAUAAGGACGUGUAGAUGGCAUUGUAUAUUGGAGACAUUAGAAACAAAAUAAACCUGUAAAGUGCUCAUUCAAUUGACAAGAGUUCAAAUUCUAAGUCUCUUUUCAUGUACAGUGGACCUUAAGAGUUCCAGUGAAAUAUAGUUUGAGUCAAAAAAUACCAAGCAGCGAAAAUUGAGGCGGUAGGCGCUCAAGAGAUUCAGCUAAGACGUUGACUCUAUUUCACUCAAACCCACGUUUUUAGGUUCUCUGAUUUUUGACGCAAAUGCAACAGACUCAGACACAGGUCUUCACGGCCAGCUGGAAUAUUUUAUCACUGGCGGACUGGGCGGAGGAAUUGACUUCACGAUUGAUCUUCGGACAGGACAUGUUUAUGUGGGAGCUAAGUUAGACAGAGAAACAAGGGACCUUUACGUGCUGAACCUCACUGUUAAGGACAGGGCGCUGAACGAGGCCCAUCGAAGAUCCACUGCAAUGAAGGUCAGUGAAGUAGAAUGCAAAUCAUGAUUUGUACCGUUACUGAUUUUUCAAUUUGGAAAACGUGAAGGCUAUGAACCGUAAGACACACAUCUAGGCAAUGCUUAAAAAGGGGAUUCAUCCCAUUCUCAAGGAAGCAAGCAUCGAAAACAGUUGAAUUUUAUCUUUGGCUGGAGUUUAUGAACAACAAAAUCCCAUGACGAACGGAAGCAACCUUGAAAAACUGCUUAUAAUUAGGUAUCCUGUGAUGGUGCCUCUUGUUUGGGUUUCCUGUUUUAGUGCACUGUUUCCAUGAGGUUCGCAUUCGUGAACAUGUUUUCAGCUCGAUGAGCAUUUCACUGUUUUCUUAUACUGAGCUCAAACCUCGACUGAUGUAAGGUGAAAAAAAUGCUUCUACUGAAUCUUACAUUAUCAUGAUCACUUAGCGCUCUCACCGACUGAAAGUCUUCAAGAACUCAUCGUAAUUCUUUAAACUUCGGAACGUCCUACAGUGAAUGAUAGUCACAGAGGGUUCAUAGCAAAAUAGCCUGUGGACUCUAUCUAAAAUCUGGAAAACCCCUUGAAUUCUAGAUAUCUUGUAAAACCAUUAAGGUCAUUCCCCUGAAAUGGAACUUAACAUAGAUUUUUUCUCAAAUUUUGUCUAUUAACUAUUCAUCAUACUGGGACUUCAAAAUCAAAAUAAAAAAGGGGGGUGCCGGUAUUCGUUUACGAGCUGCGAGGGCUCAAACAUACCCCCUUUGAGGCAAUUUUCGAAACUUCCGGUUUGCUGCCUUGCACCAUAGACUAUAUCAAUAAUUAGGCCUGAUAACACUCAGAAUACUAUUGAUUGUGCGAAAUAAGGUUAUACACAUUUAGAGUUGGACAAGAGUAACACUUUCAAAAGGCUUUUGGUACGAAAACGCAUACGUCGAGGAAGCACUUCCCUUAAGUUUGUUACCAUGGUUACCAUAAUUUAAAUGAAAAAAUGGGUUUUGGCUUUAUACUUUCCUUUAUAUCUUUUUUUCUGAACAUAGAAAAUUGUCCAUUCUUUUUGUGUAGGCAGCCUAUUGGUUGUAAAGUCAAACAAGCGAAAAAAAGAGGGGGGUGCCGGUAUUCGCUUGGAAGCUAUGCCAUCAUUUUCUGUUCCCAGGUGAGCAGGCCCAUUUCUCUUUCCAGGAAAAAAACAUCGUAAAUUUAACUGUACUUAUUCGUAUAGAUCUAAUUUUUGGUUGGUAAGUGACAGGUUAAAGGGAUGCUUUAUCUGGGCUCCCGAUUGAGGACAAAAUGAUUAAAAAUGGUUGCCAUGGCAACCAAAUUAAAGUUACUUUGGUACAGUAAAAAGAUCAAGCAAUACUGAAUCUGACACUUUAAUAUGACACUUUAAUUAUAAUUUCCGAGAAAUUUUGCCUGUUACAUAAUACUUGCAUGGCUUUCUUAAUGAAAUACCGUAAAAUUUCGAAAAUAAGCCCCUCCAAAUAUAAGCCCCCCAAAAUCGUAAUGCAAAAACCCUCUGUUAAAUCGCCCCUCUGAAUAUAAGCCCCCCGGGGAGCUUGUACUUGGAAUUUGCCCUCAAAUACAAAGCAAAACAAAGCAAAAAUGGUAAAUUUCCUUCCCACCACAAGCUAGCCCAAUCGAUUUUGAAACGCAAAUUUCCCUCCGUACAUAAGCCCCUCCGAAAAUAGGCCCCUCAAAAAGGGCCUUUGAAAAAUACAAGCCCCAGGGCUUAUUUUCGGAAUUUUGGUGACCCGUGCAAGAGACCAGGAGAUACUGCAUGCCGAAUUCGGGUGACUUCCGGAUACCUUUUGUCUGUGUCAACUAAGAAUAUACAUGUUUAUACAGGUAAGUUUAGCUAAGUUUCUCAUCACACACUGUAUAAUUAAUUCAGCAAAAGCAUAGAUAAAUAUCAUAACUUAUCGUUUUCUCGUUUACAUUACCAUAUUAGGGAUUUACAUUUUACUUGUCUGCAAAGCAACUGGAAAUGCUCUCAAGAAUUCUCUUGUUAAUUGUGAUUCUUGCCCUGCCGCUAAAUUUCUCUGUGAGGACCUUGGUGGAAGCUGUCCAGUUCAUCCGACAGUCAUGUGACCUCGGUUCCUUGCCAUUUCUCUUAGCUGCCUCACAUACUGCACGUCUCUUCGUCCUUGUGCUGUAGCCCACCACCUUGCCUGAAGAUAGCCCAAUCAUAGACCCUUCUCCUAGGAAACAAAAAUAGUCUCGUUUUAUUUACUUUAGUCAAAAAGUCAAUACCUCUAUAAAUUAAAUGAAUGACUGAUUGUUGUCGAUUAAUAAUGCUAGUAUUUUAUUUAGCUCAUUCACUGUCUUUGAGGAUGAUUUGAACAAGCACACUGCUUCCAAUAUUCGGUUUUAAUAAUAAUAUUAUUGUUAAAGGAAAUCAAAUGUUAAAUUGCCUGACUGCUGUUGGAUGGAAAUUUUGUCGUCUAGGGUAAAAAUAAUAAUUGAUUUUAACUUCUAGAGCAGCUAUUUCAUUAUCUUGUUAUUAUUGUUAUUAUAGCAAAAGAAAAAAUCGUUGUGAAUUUGUUAAAUAUUGUAUUUUAAAAUGGAUAAACAGACAUUUGUUACUGAUAUGGAUGCCAUGCAAGCAAAGCAAAAAUGCCUCCAUUAUUUCAUAGCUUUAUGCAUAUUAUAGGACUAACCUGUCAAACUAUUGUGGCCCUUUCCCCUCUUCUUUGUACUCAUGUCGUACGAUACCCCGAUUUUUACAACUUGCUCUGUGUCCACGGUCCUCCGACAAUCUUUCUCCAACUGUAACCCUUCUAAACAUGAAUUCCUUGCAACAGUCUCAAUCGCUGCGCCAACUUCUCUUUCUCUGGCCUUCAGAGUGUUUUGUCCCACGGCUGGAAGGUUUAUCGACGUGAGCAGUGCGUUUACAUACCGGCGUGUAACAUUCCUGCACAUAAACACAGUACAUGUACGUUUAAAAGUUAGUUAUUACACGGUAAUAUGAUUGUUAAAUUAUGAUGAAGCUCGGAAAAAUGUUCGGAUAAAAGCUGCUAAUCAAAUAAAUAUACCUACCUGUGGCAAGUUUGGUGUUUUUAUGAAAAAUUGGUCGGCCGCGACCAGCACCGGCGGCACGAUGCGAUGUUUGUGGUUCACACAUUUACCUCUCCACAUUCCGGAUCGCUGCACCUAAUAUACAAAAAACUACCCAACCCAGAGAUAGUCUCAUCAUGGCAGUUUGAUAGCUGAAGUGCUUUUCCACACGCUCUGCAACCACUAUCCAGGGCUCUGGCCAGCACGUCUAACUCGAUUACUCGUCUGCCUCGAAAAUUGCAGCUGCCGUCUUCGAUGCAUUUCUUUUUUGUGCUGACGCCUCCAUCACCUUCCACAUUACAACACUUCUUUGUCCAAAUAUUUUUUAACUUCUCUCGUCUUCCCUUUUCAUUUGAACUUAGAAAAAAACCUUUUUAUCUCUCGACUUGGUGCCGACGCGACGCCGACGGUAGCCAUCUUGAAAGAUUGCGUGACUAAAAAUGCAAUCCUAUGCGCAGUACAGAUGCGCAAUGCAAUUCAGGGGAAUGACCUUAAAAAGAAGGUACUAAAUGUACGUUGAAAACUGCCUACAAUGCAUUAAAUAUAUCAAUAAAGUUCAAGUUCUUUUACCUGCACAAAACUGGGCUAGGCUAUAAAUUUGCCAAGAUUUGCCGAAAAUAUGUUAAAUAUGUUGAUUGCCUGAAACGUAUUAGAAAACAAUAUUGUGUUGCUAGCAUAUACAAAAUUCGGUUAUACUAAAAAUUUGCUAUCAUCAUCAUCAUCAUCAUCAUCAUCAUCAUCAUCGUCAUCAUCCUCGUCAUCAUUCGUCAUCAUCACCAUUAUUAUUAUUAUUUUGUGUUUUUCUUACAUGCAUUUCAGCUAACCAUUCACAUCUCCGACGAGAACGACAACCCUCCUAUAUUCAGCCAAGAUAUCUACACCAAGACCAUCCCCGAGAAUGUUCCCCUGGGGUAUUCAGUCAUUCAAGUGAACACUUCCGACGCCGAUCUUGGAAUCAACGCAGACCAUACUUUUACCAUUACAGGUAUGAGUCUUUCAGUGUACAUAGUCUUCGAGGAUCCUGAGUUUUUUGUUGAUUUUUUUACUAGCAGUUACAAGAAUUUUUCAAGUGUCAGCAGCAGUCUGCUGUGAUGUAGUUGUCACGCUCUUUAUGUAUCUCCAAGAAAACGGGAUACAACACUAUUUUGGAAAAUGCUCCCAUACAUGUAAUUCCACCAUCUCUCACUCGCACCAAGCUCUCCACAGUUUUUGGCGACGGAAAUAAUCAGGCCACAAGAUAUAUUCGUGACCGCUUCUUCUUGGAUUGACGCCCAUUGCUUGUAGAGCAAGAUGUAAUCCUCCCAUUCAACAAGUUAUAGCUCCCAAUCUGCAGUCCAUUAGCUUACAAAAGCCAGAUGCCAAAGCGCACUAGUGGGUUGUUCUUAUUUUAUGUAUAUUUGUUACACAUAUCGAUCGCCUGGCUAAUUCUGUUGCAGGUGGAGAUGGGGUCAAUAAAUUCAGCAUCGAUGCUUCUUCUGGAGUGGUUUCUGCUCAGCCAGGCUUGGACCGAGAAACCGAAGACACUUACUAUCUAUCAAUUACAGUCACAGAUGGCGGCGUUCCACCGCUGACCGCUGUUUGCGGAGUGCGGGUGUUCAUCUCUGAUGCAAACGACAACAACCCUGUUUUCAGUCCGACCUUAUAUUUGACAAGCAUUUCUGAGAGCAUUUCUCCCGGAAGUGACGUCAUACCGGUACACGCUUAUGACGUGGAUCUUGGCCUGAACGCUGAAAUAGAGUUUUCUAUUAUUGGUGGUGACGCGGAAACACAAUUUCAGGUACGAUGUUCAUUCACAUAUCAGUUAAUGAAAGGUUGAAGGAUGACUUUUACCUAGGACGAACGGCUUGAAUAACUUCCUAGGUAACUUAGUUGGUGCAGUGCCAGUUUGGCAAACAGGAUACCCUGGGUUCAUUUUAAGGCUGGCCAAAAACAAAAGUCUUAAUCUUGUCUGUCUGUACUACUCAGACGAAUAAGAGACCUGUGCGAUACCAUCUAAUCAUCAUCUAAUCGUGCAGUUAUCAAUCCAUUCUUUAAUCUAAUUACAUCCAUCGAUCCCUCUGGGCCCACUGUUCGAAAGAUGAAUGACGCUAGCCACUGGAUAACGCAAUCAGUUUCCCAAAUAUAUAUUCGCUGGAUAGUGAUUUAUCCCGUGGAUAGCACCAUCCAACGAUUGAACAACCGGGCCACGUCCACCUGAUCCCUCUUUCCAUUCAUUCAUCUUUUUUGCAGAUCAGCUCGUCAGGUAUGAUGGUCCACCUUAUCCCUCUUCUCAUUCAAUCAUCUCUUUUGCAGGUCAGCUCGUCAGGUAUGAUCAGCACCAACAAGACGCUAGACCGUGAAGACAUCCCAUUUUAUUCACUUCUGGUCCAGGCGACAGACAAAGGCACCCCUCCCCUGACAGAAACAGUUAAAGUCAACAUCACAAUUAUUGACAUUAAUGACAAUGCACCGCAGUUUAACCAGUCUGCUUUCGUUGUUACAGUGUCGGAGAGUCUCCCUACUGGUUCAAGAUUUCUAAACAUUACCGCAACAGAUGCCGAUAUUGGUAACAAUGCUCUGCUAACGUUUUCUAUCUUGAGUGGCAAUAUUGGAAAUGUGAUGUCGAUAGAUCCAUUAACGGGAGCGCUUUAUAAUGUGGGUAAGUGAUGUGCGGUUUAAUGACUGCAAUAGGUAUGAAGUAUACGCGAUCGCAAUGAAUAUUAACUAGGAUGAAAAACAAAAAGAGCAGCUAGUAUUCUUGCAUUGUAAAGGGGUUAAAGUGCAAGAUAUAUUCUAUAGUUACAGAGAAGACUCUGCAGAGGACUUUGAUUUCGUAUCACAGAAACUGAUGAAAUACUUUGCGUCAAGAAAGCAUUAUUCUUUCAAUUACUGCGGCAGGAUUAGUUCAGUCAGUAGAGCGCCUGAUGAGUGCAGAGCGGGAGGUCGCGGGUUCGAUUCCCAGGGCCGGACCAAUACUCAAGGUCUUAAAAUAACUAAGAAAUGAGGGUACUUUCUUUGCCCUGCGAAGGGCUAGAACUUCGCGUGGCUCGGAUGACUCCGUAAAAUGGUUGUCCCGUCUUCAAAAGGAAACUUAAAAUAGUGACCUCAAUAAGUACUUUCGUGCUCAAUAUUUUGACACCCAUUGAAAAUACUUAUAUUUAUCAUUUCCGCAGUUGUCUUAGGAAAACGAGAAGUCAUACUACCUCAAAACAGUUUUGACUACAAGUUUAUGAAUGUUUGAGUUAAGUGUCAAGUUGUAAUUUCCUAUUACAGGACUUUUUGAUCGCGAAACCACGCCCGAAUACUUUCUGAUGGUGAAGGCUGAAGAUGCUGGAGCGCCCGUUCGAGCCUCGUCAACAAACGUCAACGUCAAAAUUGCAGACACCAACGACAACGUGCCUGAAUUUAGUGACGCGGAUUAUAAUUUUGUCGUCACGGAAAACCUGCCCGGGGGGACGUCGGUUGGUAGAGUUCAGGCCACGGACAAUGACAAUGGCACAAACGCGGAACUGGUGUAUUCAAUCAUGUCUGGCGAGAACAACAAUAAUUUCUUUAUACAUCCACUUCAAGGGAUCUUGUACACGGCUGUGAUGUUAGACAGGGAAUCUGUGAAGGAUUACAGGAUCAAAGUUAAGGUUUCAGACUCUGCUGCCUUUCCGUUGGAUCUUUCGAAUAUCACAACUGUUUAUGUAACAGUUUUGGAUCAGAACGACAAUAGUCCCAGGUUUGUGAUAAACUGAAUAGGCUGUCUUUUAAGGUUCGGUAAAUCAAGCAAAUUGCAACUUGUUUUGCAACAUUGCUGCAAACGAGUUGAAAGGCGAUGUUCUGUGUUUUACCACCAACUUCAAUUCAAACCUGUCUCGCAACAAAUUAGGUCGUUAUAGGUUACAUGCGAAAAAUUGUUGAAGAAAGGGGAAAGUAGUUUUGCUUUUUGUGACAAAAUCUGUGCAUGUUGCACGUUUUACCGACCCAAGGCAAACUUAUUUGAAGUACCUCCCGUGUAUGGCGUGACUCCCGCGUAAUUCUAUCCAAUCAAAAGUCAGUGUCCAGGCAACUUGCAAACUUUGUUGUUACUAGACAGGUUUGAACAUGGGUGGUAAAACACGUGACACCGCUUUUCAACACGUUUUGCAGAAAUGUUGCAAAACACGUUCCAUGCUUUUGUUGCCCGUCUUACAGUAGCUUUAAAGGGGCUGUGUCAGGGCAGUCCAGUUGAUUUUGUUUAAUUUUGCCACUUACUCGCCCUCAAUCGCUAUGUAACUUAAAGGAAGCAAAGAAAUUACAUGUAAAUGACUCACAGACCCAAGACAAACAAAUGUGUCUCCUGAGCAUUAUUUUUGAAAUUGCAAGCAGCAGGGAUCAACUUUGAAAAACCGUUAGGCUGAACAGUUUUCAAAAAUCCUAAUUUCAAUCCGUUUCAGUCCUCUUUAGUUUUGCCCAUCCGUGACAUCUGUUGUUUCUGUUAUAUUAUUUUAACCGUCCUUUAAAGUUUUAAGCGGUUAUUUUUAUGUUCCUCUUAAUUUAACGGGCAUUUUGUAAUUUCCUAAUUGGCUGAAUUUCGUGACACAGCUCCUUUAAGAUACUCAAUUCCACAUUUUGUUUUUCAUUUAACUAUCCUAAGACGGACCUUUCUCUUUCUCACGUAGGUUUGCCCUUCCAUUUUACAACGCUUCCGUUCGGGAAAAGACCGUAUCCGGGACUUCUGUUACCACGGUAACCGCUGACGACCCGGAUCGAGAUGCGAAUGCGGAGUUGACGUACAGCAUUACCCAUAGUACCUCGAUAGAGUACUUUGACAUCAACAGUGUUACAGGAGAAGUGUCUGUAAAGAGUGUGUUUGAUUAUGAGGAGGUUAAAAUUGUUAAUGUCACCAUAACGGCACAGGACAACGGCAUUCCCAGGCUGAGUGGAUCGGUGACGCUGGUUUUGUUUAUCGAAGAUGUAAACGACAAUACUCCGGUUUUUGAAAGAAGUUAGUUUUAUCGCUUUAGUACCAAGCAUAGUUAUAAUCUUCAUCAAAUUCAAACAAUCAUUCUCGUAGACCAUAAUUAUAAUCAUUCUCAUUUAUUAUUUAAUAAUUGUUAUAACGUCUUAUAACCGUAGCUUAGGUCCAAAUCAUGUUUGGAAAGUUCAGUCGAUUUUUUCUUCCAAGUCGCUUGUAUCACUGAAUUAAAAAAAAGUCUUCUCCUUUACAAUAUCAUGGUCAGUCAAAAAUAUAGUCAGUUUACCAUGGCAAUCACCGUAAAUGACCUUAUGAAUGCCCGGGGCGUGUAAUUAAUUUUAGGCGUCCAAGCGGGGGCGUUUAAUAGAUAGGAGGCGUUUAUUCUCAUAACUGUAACGAGCUCAACAAAACUAGUAUGCUCUCAGCGAAAAUGUCAAGAGAGUUUAGAAAUAGUGGAAUAUUCAAUCCAUCAAUAGAUACGUCUAGAACGUCUAGAUAUCCAUAUCGCUCUUUCAGAUCCUAACAUCGAUGUCAGAAUUUUGAAAAAGAUGAAAUACGCAAGGCCUCGUUAAUCAAGAAAGAAACUGAAUUAAUCGAGUGAUUUUGGUCCUUUUGCUAAUUCCUAGUAUUUUGGAGUAGUUCUCAUAGGGGGCGUCUAUUAGACGGGGGGCGUUCAUUAGAGAAAAGCGUCUAAUACAAUUUUAAGAGCGUAGAAGGGGCGUGUAUUAAAUAAGAGACGUUUAUUUGGAAGUGGGCGUUUAUUAGGUCAUUUACGGUAUCAAUAAAGAACUGGAAAAAAAGAAACCUUUUAGUUGCAAAGUUUGAGAGUCGUGUAGAGAACAAAAACGUCAUCAAUCCGGCCAAAUGUUUUGCCUUACGGUUUUAUUUUUUCAGACUUCUACGAAGCCAGCAUUCGCCAUGAUCGCUCUUUGGACUCCCCGCCGUUCAUCACAGUAAAAGCAACAGACGUGGACUCAGGUGAUAAUGGAAAAGUGGAUUAUGAGCUUCAGGAUUCAUCUGAUUUUUUUACCGUGGGUAGUACUGAUGGUGGAAUUCGCCUCAAAGCCGCUCCACCCAGUGGUAGGUUCUUCUCUCUCCUCUUACAAAGUAUGUCGAAGACUUCCGAACAUUGCCGAAGUUCUUCUCAUCUGUCGAAUACACUCAGUAUAGUUCAUUGUUUUCUUUACGUACCUUGAGUUACUUUACAAUUUAUUCAUCCCGUGGUGUCAUCGAAAACGGAAGUUGACGCCCAGUAUUUCGAACACUUUCGAUGUUUCCCGAAGUUGCAUUUCGACAGCAGCUUCCGAACUUUACCGAUUACUAAAAACGACAGGAAUUCUGAGUAAGUGUAGAGUAAAUGUUUGUUGAAUUCUUAUAGUGGACCUCCCAAUUAUCUCUUCUCUUGUACAAAAUGUUCACCUCUCUUUUUACACUUUUAAAAUUUCUACAUGGUGUUCUAAAGGCCUCUCCGAUCUAACUUAAGAGAGGACUUCGUUAAACAGGGCACCUUCCCCCCUCCCUCACCUUCCCCCUCACCUUUGUCACCCUACCUCCUGGAAAACAAUUUAUACUUUUUCUUUUUGCCUGAUUAAUUCUCUAUUCAGAGAUCCAACUGUGUCUUGUACAUACAUACAUACAUGACUUUAUUUUACCUCGAAUUUACAGAGUAGCUCAAAAGCUAUUCAAAAAAAAAGUAAUAAAAUAACAUUACUAUUACAUAAUGAUAAAAUAACAUAACUAUGUACUAGAGCGCUAGAGAAUUGUUUUUCAUUUAUCUUUUUGUUCAAUUUGCUUGUGUUGUCCUUGGAACAGGAAAAACGUACGAGCUAGGCGUGCUCGCUAUAGACAAAGGUUCACCACCGCUGACCAGUACCGUGGCUUCCGUACGUAUUGAUACCAUUGAAGCGGACGAGGUGAUGGUUGAAAUAGAGCUAGAAAUUUCCCUGGAAGAGUUCGAAGCGAAACGUGAGCAGUUUGAGGAGGAGCUUUCAAAAUACUUAGGUGCUGAUGUUAGUAUAGCAGAUUACACGGUCCUGGGGGAGGCAGCGGCGCGGAGGAGGAAGAGAGAGACUAAAAAACGGUAAGAAAGGUAACUAAUGGAGAGGAGAAGUGUGACGUCACGUUACCAUGGUAGUACUAUUUCUGGAUGACAACAAAACCAACGACGACGGCGACGGAAUGGAGAACGGCAAAAAUAAUAUGAUUCUAUUAACAAACAUUAACUUUGCACGUGUAUCACGCUAUUUUGUACAUUUCUUUGGCGUCGUUGCACCACUGUGACAUUAAACUUCCUAAUUUCACGAGCCCGCUUUAUGGAGCGGGUGAACACAACAAAAAAAUUGUCGAUUUCUUUUUCUAAACUUAGAUGACCAUAGAUAUGGUCCAAAAGAAAAUUAUGCCAAGAUUUGCCAAAUUGAAUGAAAUUGAAUGAGGUCGGCGAAGUUUGAAAUAGUGCCAAUAAACUUUUACCAAGGAGCCUAAAAGUGUGACCUCCUUGAAUUAGUUCACAUUCUUUCAUGCAGACAUUAACCAAUCAGAAGUGGAGGACAGUUUCUAGCUGGCUUCUGAUUGGAAUAAAUCUGCACGAAGUGAAUAAAAUAAUUAUAAAUGCGUUCACGCUUUUGGGCUCCUUGCUGUAAGUGACUUUUUCGGUUUGUUGUCAUCCAAAACUUUUGCUACCAUGGCAAUGUGACGUGACGACUUCUCCUCUCUAUUAAUAAGAAAAUAUGUUUGAAUUUUUUUGUUGAGGCCCAGUGGAGGGAAACCCUCUUGUUCUUGUCAACCAACAUAACCGCUGUAGCAUUUUCUGCAAAAUCAGCCAUAGUAAUCCAAGACAGUCGUGGAUCCGUGGAUUACAAAUUCCUUGUCUGUGGAACUUGGAUUCCGGAAUUCCUAGGGCUGAAUUCCAGAUUCCAAUGCCAGAUUCUGGGUUCCACGGGAGAAAAAGUUCUCGGAUUUUGGAAUUCAGAAUUACUUUCCAUAGGUUGGUGGAAUUAUUUAGGAGGUAUCAUUAGGGUAUUAUUUUUUCUCUGAGGUUUUGAUAGUAUUUGUUUGGUGAUUGAAUAAAACUAUUUUAUAGGACAAACAACCGACUUCCUCGCUAAUGAUAAUUAUAUUCUUUUCAGCAUUGUGGUCACCAUUUAUGCGGUAAAAAAUCCAUCUGGUAACAACACAGAUUUAAACGAAAAGUUGUCUAGAGCAAAAGAGUAUCUGACAAAAGACGAGAUAUUAGACGCUCUCUUAGACGAUGACGGAAAUCUUAGUCCGAACUUGACAAAUAACAAAGAGUUGGAGGUAGGAUGUAAUGCUUAGCGCGGGUUUUGUUUACGCGUAAAAUCAAAAGCGCGGUCAACGCAGAAUGAUCAACUGAAGAUCGAAGCCAAUACAUGUCAUGUACGCCAGGCGCGAGAAAACUGGUGAAAGCAUGUCACGAUUUGUUUUAUUUUUGUUCCAAAUGGCCAAAAAUGCCCGCACUGUCUAGAUUUGUCAGCCAAUUAGAAAGGUACCAAUCAUCUCAGCCAUGAAUCAAACUAGGCUUUUGUACAUUAUGCUUUUGUUUUCCCACUAAAACACUCCACCGUAAAUGCUCCAUGCAGUACAACAACAUAACGUAUAGAGGUUAACGUUAUUAUUGAGUUAAUGUUUUAGGUGACAUUUGAGUUUUGUUUUGAUUUACGAGAUUUCGUGUUUAAUUUCUCUCUUUUUUUAAAUUUUCUUUUUUUCUAAAAAAAUAUAUUAUUUUCUGAAAAAAAUUCACUAAAAUGCUCCGAAUAAUGCUUGAUCCUUUUUGUCUCACUAAAAUGCUCAAAACAACGCGAGUAUAAUGUACAAAAGCCUAACUCAAAAACUUUUCGUAUAGGGUGUUUUCACUCACCCGGCCAGCAGCUACUGGGCAUGUAUAUUGGAACAAUAGAAAGUUUUUUUCGUUUUUUUUUUACAUAAAAAGCUCAACUCCUGCAGGAUUGGCUCGGGACACCAAGAUGGCAAAUAUAUAGUCAUGUAAAAAAUGGUCUAUAACCAAAUGGCUUUUCACGUUUUUUUUGUUGUUGUUCUGUUUUUAGGUAUUUAAUAUUCGCUCAGCCAAGCCAGCUGUGCCUGAGAUUCCCACCACCCCCCCACCCACUCCAUUUUACAAGACAACUGAGGGAAUAAUUACCAUGGCGUCUGCUUGUGUAGUAGUGCUGUUAGCGGUUGUUACUGUUUUACUAUGGAGAAAACAUGCAAAGAAGAGGUAUGAGAUGAAGACACCUUGACAUUAUACCAUAAACUGCCCGAUAUCAGUGGACGGUAGCUUCCCUACGGGGUUACUGAAGAUUUUAUACGAAUUUAUAAGAAUAUGGCCGUUAUGCUUGUGAUUCUCUUAACUUUAGGCUACUGUUUCCCACGAUUCUCUUCGUUUUUCGGCAUUUUGAAUAACCAUAGACUGGUGUAAAAACAUUUUUAAGGAAGUUGCUCUUCUUGAAAGAGAAAAUUAGCUAUCUUAGCUAGAAAUACCAAUCUUCAAGCAAGUAUCAGGAAAAGACAAAAUGCAAAACAUUACCAAUCACCCCCAAAAAACGUAGCUGAUGUUUUCAUUGAGUAGAGCUAGAGGUAUAAUUACGUCUUAGUUUGUUUUAUACAUCUAUAUAUUUUUUUAACUUUGUUAUUUAUAACUGUGAAAGGUUUGAACCCAGGAGUCAUUGCAAAAGUAGGUUGAUCAAACUCAACCCGAACGAUCAAACUCAACCUACUUUUGUUAUUUAUGUUAUCGCUAUCGCUCGAUCAAUACAUCAAGGCCUCGGACUGAGAUUACCCUGUAAUGAUCUCACUUACGGUUAAUAAGUAGCAUGUAUUAAUACUACGCGCGGCUGCCAAACAUUUUGAUAUUUUUGCCCGGCGUUUUCUUGCAGAGUUCGCAUGUUAGAAUCUCGCGAGCCUCAUCUGAGACCAAACAGAGGCUUGGUGAAUGGAGAGAAGGGUUUCUACAAAGGUUUGUCUUACUCGUGGGUUUAUCGAUAAUUUCAAAGUAUAAGCUCUUAACUCUAUUUUUUCCUUUUUCUCCCAAGGAAAAAUCAAACAACAUAAGAUGAUAUCACCUAUAAUGAUCGACAAUCAAAUUGUAAGUAGUUUUCUGUUGUAGCCCCUUUGGGGGAGGGGAGGGGAGGGUGAGUAAGAAAACGAUAAUUCAAGGGUAUGGAUUUAAUUAUAUAACUGGACAUGCCCUCUCUCAGUCUCUAUAUUAGGGAGCUUGAAUCAUUUUACGUGUCUGGGUAGAUCUGGGUAAGUGACCUCCUACCCCUUCCCCAAACCAACAUCAACUCUUACUUCUCUGCACUGAGGGCAAAAUGUUGAUUUAGGGGAUGGGUAGGUGGUCAGUUACCCAGAAACGUAUAAUGAUCCGGGAGCUUAAGCAACGACGACGUCGCCGUCAACGAGAAUGGCAAAAAAGCAAUUGGUUUAGAUUGGCAAAACAACAACUUUGCACCUGCAUCACGCUUUUUUUUUCUUUGCCGUCACUGCACGACUACGACGUGAAAAUGCCUAAUUUUACGUUUUUCGGAGGACGUGAACACAAGACAACGACUUUCUUUUUCUUUUCCAGAACUUUGAUGCAGUAUUUUAGAAUUCAACUCCAGAAAUAUUUGCCAACAUUUGACGAAAUGAACGAGAUGGAAUAAGCGCGAUAAAGUUUGAAGCAGCGAGACUUCACUUUUUGAGUGACGUAUUCGUGGCCGUCGCCGUCGUUGUUGCCUAAGCUCGCUAUUAUUACUCAAACAACCUGUUUAUUUACUAGUUGUAUUGAUAAACUUUAGGUGUUUUCCGCUUUUUUUUUUCACUCCUCGUCUCUACUGCUUCUUUAAACAAAUUUUUUUCCUUAGGCUCCUCCAGGUGGAAAAAGGUUUGACGGCAAAGCUGUUGACCCAGGUAACUGCAAUAAACUUGGUUGGCAUUAUUUAAGAAUAAGAUUCACAGAUAAAAGGAUUACCCGGCGGACAUUGCCUUGGAAAUACAUGGCAAUUGCUUCCUUUUACGCUUAUUAAUUGGCUGAAAAAUUUUAUACCACCUUCCCAACUAAUCCCGAAUAAAAAGCCCAAAACAAAACGAGCGGCGCUUAUUUCUUCGAGUUUUAAUUGGUUCGUUUCAAUUUGUGCGGGCGUAUCGUUUGUUCGACACUUAUAGCUGAAGGUAGUUUUAAUGUUUUUCAUUAUCUUUCCUUCAUAGUUUCCGGAAAAUUAUACGCCUUUAACAAAACAACUGGUGAACGCAUGUGGAUACAGGACAUGCGCGAUAGUAGAAAUGGGCCCCAGUCCUAUUACGCCAACCGCAACACGCAAUCAAGGUUUAGUGAUUCGCAACACAGAGUACAAGACUUACCCCCACCCCGAGCGUCGAUAGAGACAGUACACGGGCGAGACAACAGGGCGAAUCGUCUGCAGUUGCCAGGGACACCAGAGUAGAGAUAGGAACAGGAGCAAAAGGGAUUUGCGUGACACUUCUAAAAAGUUGCAUAAUAUUUGAAACUGCGUCAAAUGUUGAAGGAACACAAUAGCGCAGUACUACUAAAUCAUUCAGGUGCCGGUUCUCUUAAGUCUAGCCUGCAAUAUCCUUCCCAGACCGAUAAGAUUAGACGCGAGCUCGAGAGUCGUUAAUUCACAGUCAAACCUGUAAUAAGCCGGAACCUGCAUAAAGCAUGCAGUCUCCCGCUAUUAAGCGGUCACUUUCUUAAGCCCCGAAAAGCAUUUCCCUAAAACACUAAAGAACUGACCCCAAUGAGUUAUCAAGGGUCACUUUUUCAAGACUGAACCACAAAGAAACACUAGUGUGCACAACAUAUGCGGGUUUGACUGUAUACUAAAGAUGUAGGCAAGACUGCGUGACUUGCUGUCAACUAAAAAGUUUUACCUGAUAAGAUUUUAAGGUGUGGAGAAACGUAUUAACCUUCCUUCCAAUCACUCAAUCAAGCGAAACCGAGGAGAAAAUCCUAAGGAACCAACAUUAGAGACCGGUCAUUAUUUAUCGCCGGGGCGGGGGGAGGAUUUGAGGCUAAACAAGGAGAAAUUUAGCUCAUCCCCUCUUUGAAUGUUACUUCACUGAAGUGACCCCCCCCUAACAACAUUUGAUGACUUUCGCGAUCCCCCCCAUGUCUUCAUUUUCAAAGCUAAUUUGAUUGUCCCUCCCACUGCAUCCUUCCAAAGUUUUCAGUGAUCCCCCCUUUUGGGUUCUGCAGUUACGACUGAUCCCCCCUUUUGUUCUUCUAAAA
Molecule: messenger RNA, 42716 nt
Organism: Porites lobata
Lineage: Eukaryota; Metazoa; Cnidaria; Anthozoa; Scleractinia; Poritidae
Source: the annotation of a GenBank genome assembly